This is a messenger RNA of Suillus plorans, 1551 nucleotides long. RefSeq lists its product as uncharacterized. NCBI's taxonomy places the organism in Eukaryota, Fungi, Basidiomycota, Agaricomycetes, Boletales, Suillaceae. Gene Ontology annotation, cellular component: cytosol. Bases 1 to 1551 code for a protein of 516 amino acids. Gene Ontology annotation, biological process: guanine metabolic process. Gene Ontology annotation, molecular function: zinc ion binding; guanine deaminase activity. The transcript is spliced from 7 exons. The record is from RefSeq and is a predicted model, not a curated record.
AUGUGCACCGUCUACUAUGGCCCAGUCAUUAACCCCCAAUCACUCACUGACUACCUUGCUCUUCCUCAAUGCUUAAUCUGCGUAUCCCCACAGGGUAACAUCGAAUGGCUCGUUGAGGAUGUAGAGAGCACAAAGCUCAACGAUGUCCUCUCGCAGCAUGAUUAUGCCCCUUCUGAUAUCACUCUCAUUCGUUUGGAUGAUGGGGAAUUCCUCAUGCCUGGCUUGGUUGAUACCCAUACACAUGCUUGUCAAGUCCCUAAUCUCGGCGUUGGUGGGGAGUUAGAACUCCUGCAAUGGCUCGACAAUUACACGUUUCCGACGGAAGCUAGGUUCAAGGACGUCGCAUAUGCCAAACGCACUUAUCCUCAUGUCGUACGGCGCAUAGUCAACUCGGGUACAACGACAUGCUGUUAUUACGGUAGUUUGCAUCUAGAAGCAACCAAGGUUCUAGCCAGUCUCGUCCACACCGCGGGUCAAAGAGCGUUUGUCGGAAAAUGCAAUAUGAAUCGGAAUUGUCCACCUAAUUACAUCGAACCGUCUGUCAAAGAAUCUGUCGACACCACCUUGGCUUUAAUCAACUACAUCGAAGAGCUACCGAAAGCUGUUGACGGCGAGACAUUGAUACAUCCCAUCCUUACCCCGCGUUUCGCUAUCUCAUGUACCGAGGAACUCUUGACGCGUCUCGGCGAAGUCGCGCAGAGCAACCCAGAGCUUGCCAUUCAGACUCACAUCUCUGAGAACAAAUCCGAGGUUGAACUGGUUAAAAGCCUGUUCAAGACUAACAGUUACGCAGAGACGUAUGACAAGUUCCAUUUACUUCGCAAUAACACCGUUUUGGCACACGGCGUCCAACUCACCGAGGAUGAAAUGGUGCUUAUCGCUAAACGUGGCUCGGGGGUAGCACAUUGCCCGACAAGCAACUUCUAUUUGAGCAGUGGCAUGGCUAGAGUCGGCAUGCUCCUGGAUCAUGGUGUGAAGGUUGGAUUGGGCACAGAUCUCGCUGGCGGCUACUCCCCGUCCAUACUCACUGAGAUCCAGCACGCCAGCAUCGCAUCCAAGAUGCUCGCUAUACAAGCCGUCGAUAACAAGAAAUGCAAGUGCAACGGAGGCCACUCGGAGUCAUCGUCAUCAGGCGAAGAAGACACCCAUUCGCGCGGUCGUCAUGGUCACAAGCACCACGAACUUCAAGGUGGUGAGAAGCAGCCUGGACGGUUCACCAAUCAAAAACUAUCUAUUGCUACUCUCUUGUACCUCGCUACUCUCGGUGGGGCGGAAGUCUGUUGUCUACAGGACCGCAUCGGCUCGUUUGAGCAGGGAAAGGCGUUCGAUGCUCUCCUUGUGAGCGUCCGAGAAGGCGAUACGGGGAACCCUGCGGUAUGGGGCUACAAUCCUGACCGCGACUUGACCCAUGGUGUCACCGCGCAGAGCGCGGACAACAGCUUGGUAGAAUGGUUGGAACGCUUCUUGUUCUGUGGGGAUGACAGGAACAUUAAGAAGGUGAUCGUACAAGGAAGGAUGAUUGGUGGACGGGAUUACCAUCCGUUACGGUAA